CAACGAAGUGGGAGAAACCGCAGAGUGUCAUUGAACACCCUUUGAUUAUUCCUUCUAAGGGCGCAUGCGCUGUGCCUAAAGCGGAAGUAACCAUCAUGUCGUUAGAAGACCCAUUUUUCGUUGUGAAGGGGGAGGUGCAGAAGGCCUUGUCUCGUGCUCGGGUCCUUUUUGAUAGAUGGGAGGAACUGUUGCAGGAUGGGACACAGGUGAGUCGUGAUGAACUGGAUUGGAGCACCAAUGAACUGAGGAACUGUCUGAGGGCCAUAGAUUGGGACCUGGAGGACCUCAGUGAAACCAUCAAUAUCGUGGAGUCGAACCCGGGGAAGUUUAAACUGGGAGAAGAUGAACUUAAGGAGAGGAGAGACUUUGUGGAGAGAACCAGGUCAGCCGUCCAGGAGAUGAAGGAUCAGUUGUCCAGCCCCUCUGCUGUGGCUCAGGCAGAGAAGAAGAACAGACAGGCUCUGCUGACCUCAACAGGUCAGGACAGGUCAUCGGGACUGGACGCUCAUAUGGUGUCUGCAAACUCCAGAUACAUCGAGGAGCAACAAGAGCAACAGCAGCUGAUCAUGGAGGAGCAGGAUGAGCAGCUGGAGUUGGUGUCAGGCAGCAUCAGAGUCCUCAAAGACAUGUCAGGACGCAUAGGGGACGAGCUGGACGAGCAGGCUGUCAUGUUGGGGGAUUUUGGAGACGAGAUGGACCAGACAUCAUCCCGGAUGGAUUCAGUACUAAAGAAGCUGGAGAAGGUGUCACACAUGACCAGCAGUCGGAGACAGUGGUGCGCUAUCGCUGUGCUUGUCGCCGUACUGAUUGUUGUCCUCAUCCUCUUCUUUGCCCUCUGAUACUGGUGACCUCUGACCUCUCGACUACGUUAAGUGUCUCCUCUCUGAUGAAGGACGGACAAACGGAUGAAAAGAAACAGUAUCAAGGGACGUGUCCUCUCCUCUCCCCCCCCCUCCAAUCCCUCCCUCCCUUCAUCACUCCGAGGAGGAAGAGGUGGCCUGCAGAGAUAUGAAUCCUCCUCCCCUCUGCUUUUAAUGAUUGUUGUGAACGAAGCUGCUUUUAGUAGAAGGGAAACCCCAUGUGGUAUUUUCAUACUGGUGCAUUUCGUAAAAAAAAAAAAAAAAAAGAAUGGUACUGAACGAGGGGUGGGCGAGAGCAGGAGUCUGCUGCCGUCAGCUUUAAAACGCAAAUCUGCAAAUCAAGGCGUAUCCAGGAUAUUUCUUGACCUGUCAUUACUAACAUGGAAGUUUGAAACUCACAUGAAUCAAGCGUUUAUUGACGGUUAACUUUGUUUUGUUGUUGAAACUGAACAAUAUUGUAAAACAAUGGUUGGUGACCUUAGGAGUUGACUUGUUUUUAUAAUCUGUACUAACUUUUGAAUGAUGCUGACGUAAAACUAUAUUUUAAAAGUGCUUUAAAGGAGUGAAAGUAUUUGUUGAUAUAAAGUUGUUGAUAUUGAAGAAUCACUUUCAGUCACGCUGAUCGAUAUUUUGCAAGAAAAUGCAGUUUUUGUGUUUAAGGCCGACAGAAGCAGCAGCGUGGGAGAGAGAAGAUUAAGGGAGGGACUGGGUUUUUCAGUGUUGCCUUAAAUAUAUUUUUAUAAUGUGACUGUGCAGUAUGUUAAUGUGCCUAUAUGUCAAAAACGAGAGGGAAUGUAUCAGCAAGUACUAGAAGAGAGCAGUGAUAAUUACACAAACAUGGCAGCAGCUGAUCUCACUAAUCAACAGAUUGAUUUAUGGAAGGGUGAAAUCAGCUGCUGUGGUCAAAUCUAAAGAAUAGAAGGCUCUAAAGGAAGAUGACACCACGUGCUGAUUUUUCCAUACCACGCACAGAUCAGCGAUCUUCUUGCCAGUGGACAGCAGCGGUUCCUUUCAUCCCCCCUCUGAUCCAUCUCUUUGACAGGUGAUGUGAGGUCUGCAGCGUGCCGCCUUGGCGCCCUGCAGGCGGGAGAAGCACACGAUUGGCUGCAGUUUUGUUCCUCUCACUGGAGCGAUGAGAGACAACCUUGGCUCGGAGCGAAUGGGUUCGCCUGUUUUAUUGAGAAGCUUUUGCUAAUGAGAGGACGAACAGUUGCUGGGCAGGAUGCCUCUGACAGCAGCCUUCAUUUAGACUCACAGCGCCCUCUGCUGGACUCUGCAGGUCAUGUAUUCUCUUUGUGUCAUGUCAGGUAACGCUGCCCACGCUAGGGUGUGUGCAGCACUGUGUAAUAGAUAAAGGAUGAUGCUUUGAAGUUGUGUGAAUUACAUGUUUCCUCUACAGUCGUA
Labrus mixtus (cuckoo wrasse) is the source of this 2264-nucleotide messenger RNA. It is a transcript of the gene stx10, whose product is annotated as syntaxin-10. NCBI's taxonomy places the organism in Eukaryota, Metazoa, Chordata, Actinopteri, Labriformes, Labridae. The record is from RefSeq and is a predicted model, not a curated record. The transcript has 9 exons. The coding region runs from base 96 to 839 and encodes 247 amino acids. Gene Ontology annotation, biological process: Golgi vesicle transport. Gene Ontology annotation, cellular component: membrane.